UAUUGCGUAAAAAAGGAUUUAACGCAUAUUUAGUUUCGAUUUUCAUUGAUACUUUACAUCGUUCUGAUAUUUAUCGAAACUCUGUAAUCAACAUGCUUACAGAUUUUCUUGAAACGACCACAAACGCAGAGGAAUUAAAUCCUGUAAUUUUAAUUAAGCUAUGCAAUCCAAAAUAUCAAUUUAUUGAUUAUGCUUGGAAUGAAAAAUUAACUCGGAUGCUUAUGAUACAGCAAAAUAUAAAUAAUGGAAUGUCGUGGUUGUCAACGUUAGGAGGAGCUUUUUCAUCGUUAGGAGAUGAAUUUGAUAAUUGCGUAAGCUUCUUGUAA
This is a messenger RNA of Ceratosolen solmsi marchali, 326 nucleotides long. RefSeq lists its product as uncharacterized. NCBI's taxonomy places the organism in Eukaryota, Metazoa, Arthropoda, Insecta, Hymenoptera, Agaonidae. The coding region runs from base 93 to 326 and encodes 77 amino acids. The transcript is spliced from 2 exons. The record is from RefSeq and is a predicted model, not a curated record.